Paramuricea clavata is the source of this 675-nucleotide messenger RNA. Lineage: Eukaryota; Metazoa; Cnidaria; Anthozoa; Malacalcyonacea; Plexauridae. The record is from the annotation of a GenBank genome assembly.
AUGGCCGCCGAGAAAUAUCAGAUUACGAAGGAGCUAACUGAGAAGAAGGUCCGGAUCAACGUAUGUAAAUGGUUUGAAGAAGAAGUUGCGAUGCCUGAUUCGGGGACAACGAUCAGAUUAGUGUAGAUGAACACAUUAAGAAAUUAAUUUCUCGAUUCUCAGCCGAACAUGUCUAGUAAGGAAGCGCAGAUCCCUGUGAAGUAGGAAAUCAAUGACAACAUCCCAAUCCAAAUCCAUUAAUAUACUAGCGUACAGGAUUCAACAUCCCUCAACCACGUGAACCAAUCGUCAACUGCCAUUGAAGACCCCCUUUGAAACCCCAACCUGGUCCAAACCCAGCUGACUACGAUAUUGAAAAUUCUAAAAAUCCAGAAUCAAAGCAGGUUACGUUUGCCAGAGCCUGGCGUCUUUUCUGGCGAUCACCUGAAGUACCCAGUAUGGGCAAAAGCAUUUGAAACGCUAAUAGAAAGUCCUGCGAUUAGCUCUGCGGAAAAACCCCAUUAUUUGGAAAAAUAUGUUUCUGGUGAAGCAAAGGCGAUUGUCGAAGGAUUCAUGUUACUGGUUGGCAAUGACACUUGUGAAAGGGCGAAGAAACAGUUGUCAAAACGAUUUGGGAGUUACCUGUUCUACGACUUCAUUACUGAGUUGGACACAAAUCCUUUCUGCCUUCUUUAA